Sinocyclocheilus anshuiensis is the source of this 917-nucleotide messenger RNA. RefSeq names its product cyclin-dependent kinase 2-associated protein 2-like. Bases 362 to 697 code for a protein of 111 amino acids. The transcript is spliced from 5 exons. The record is from RefSeq and is a predicted model, not a curated record. NCBI's taxonomy places the organism in Eukaryota, Metazoa, Chordata, Actinopteri, Cypriniformes, Cyprinidae. Gene Ontology annotation, cellular component: cytoplasm; nucleus; microtubule. Gene Ontology annotation, biological process: regulation of microtubule cytoskeleton organization; negative regulation of G1/S transition of mitotic cell cycle.
AUGGGAAAAUAUCAUAGCAGGCUAGCACGCGCAGGAAGAGAGGAGAAGAGCCGACACCUCCGCGGAACGAAACUCUUCCCAUGCGUUAUAUUCCUCGUUAACCUCCUCGAACAAGUGUAAACCGGCGACCAGAAGCCGUCUUUGACUGGCCAGCGUAUCACGAAGUGUUCACGGUUGUUGUUGUUUGUUUGGUUUGUCGGCUUGUUGGAUAUUUAGCGCGUGUCGCUGUCGAGCGAGUUCGCGGAAGAAGAGGUGGGUCAACAUCGUUCCUUCUUCAGAUACUAAAGCCCAUCGAGAUUACGUUCAGAAGAUAAGCAGAAAGUUUUCAUCAAGCGAGGUUACAGUCGACGGCGGUGUAAAUAUGAGUUACAAGCCGAUCGCCCCCGCACCCACCGGCUCCAACCACACUCCACCAGGAUCAUGUGGCUCAUCUCCAUCACUGGCCUCCUCUUCUAACUUUAGACCAGCAUUUAGUGACUUUGGUCCACCAUCAAUGGGCUUUGUACAACCUGUUAAAGUGUCCCAGGGAUCUACCUAUAGUGAGCUGCUCUCCGUCAUUGAGGAGAUGAGCCGUGAAAUUCGUCCUACCUAUGCUGGCAGCAAAAGUGCCAUGGAGAGGCUGAAGAGAGGUAUCAUCCACACACGUGCUCUUGUCAGGGAGUGUCUAGCAGAGACAGAGCGAAGUGCUCGCACAUAACAUCCACACACACACCCUCCCUCUGGUACUUGUCUCCCCAUUGUUCUGUUUCUCAUAAACAUGCUCCUUCGCUUUGCCAAGCUAUUUACAUCACAUCUUUCUCUUUCUUAUUGACCUUUGUCCAUCAUGCAUAGCUAUCUCCCCAAUGUACACCUCAUGUAGUGUUAAUGUGAUUAGCAUAUAAAUUUUUUUAAGCCCAAUUUUUGCAAUUCUGUAUUUA